GGAGAUCACCCCUCGGCGUCACUCUGCACUUCCACCAGAUGCUCCACAUAUGCAACUACGCAUCUGUUCAGAUGUGUCUUUUAUCAUUUAGCAAUUGGACAAAAGGUGGAACAUUUUCGUAAAACGUACGCUCAUGGAGUCAGUGGAGCAUAUAAAUAUGUCGGCAGUGAGGUCGGAAAACAGCACCGCAUUCCUACCAUUCACUACGCUGAAGUCUCCAGUCCUCGCAGACUGGGAGCUCGUCCAAGCCAUCGUUCCCCCGUACGUCUUCAUCUUAUCCCUCUUAGGCCUUCUCUUCAACAGCUUUGUCCUUCUGGUGUUUGUAGCCCACAAGGACCGACUGACUGUAGCGGAGAUCUAUCUGAGCAACCUGGCUCUGGCUGACUUCAUACUCUUUUGUGGGCUCCCUUUCUGGGCGAUGAACAUCCUCAACAACUACAACUGGCCGUAUGGAGACGCCCUGUGCAAAAUUGUCAACUCCAUCAUCAUCGUCAAUUACUACACCAGCAUGUACACCUUGGUCAUGAUUAGUAUUGACCGCUACUUUGCUCUGGUGAAGCCCAUAAAGUCCAGAUGGUUCAGACGGACAGUUUACGCAAAAGUGGUCUGCUUCAUCUUGUGGAUAAUCGGGCUCUUGCUAAGCACGCCAACCAUGGCUCACAGAAAGGUGGAGUUCGUGGAGGAGUACGUGAUAUUUGCCUGUAUGCUGGAUUACACUCACAGCUUUUGGAAGUUAGCCCAUCAGAUUCUGAUGAACAUGGUGGGCUUUGUUAUCCCUGUCCUGAUCAUUGUUUUCAGCUCUGGAAAUAUAAUCAGGGUUUUAUCUCAGAGAAAGGAGAGGGUAGGUUUUCGUGACACAAGUGACACAAAGGCCACGGUGUUGGUGUGCACUGUCACGCUGCUAUUUUUAUUAUGUUGGGUUCCUUUCCAUGUAUUCACCUUCCUUGACACACUCUGUGAUGUCCAGGUGUUGGAUGAGGAACUAUGGUUCCACACUCUCGACAUAGGAGGACAGUUUUCAGUGUAUCUUGCUUUUCUCAAGAGCGCAUUGAACCCUAUGUUUUAUGUCUUCUCCGGGCAAUACUUCAGGAGGAAAGUAAGCGCCAUCUACGGAAGGACUAGAUAUCAACGUAGAGGAUCAGACAUGACCACAUAUCAGCGGUCAGUUGUUUCCACUUACAUCAACACAACGGAGCAAGUUAAGGCUGUGCUCAUUGUUAGUGGAAAACACAAAAUGUGACUGAUAACAUCCUGCCCCUCACUUCCUUUUCUGCUUAUGGAUAAAGUGAUACGAUAUGGAGUUAUGGCUCUUUAACUUAUUUCAUGAAACUCGAUUAUUACGCCGUCAUAUAGUUGAGUGGCACUAUGAGAGCAUGUUGAGCGUUGUGCUUGGAGAAAAUAAUGGACGCCAGUAGAGAUAAUAGAUGGAAGCUGUUGGAGAGAUGAAAGCAGACUUUGAGUUUACUAUCGUAAUUGCACUUGUAUCAUGCACUGUGGUCACACAAAAAUGUAUCCAGAGUGAGUCUUUUGCGUCAUUUAAUGAGUCACUGGGCUGUUAUGUUUCUUGGAAAAAGAUGUAAAACGAAACCCUCCAGACUGUCAUAUCUUGUACGGUAAGGGUGUGCUUUGCAUACAUAUUACAAAAUUAAAUAAGAUAUUAUUGUGC
Messenger RNA from Mugil cephalus (flathead mullet), 1666 nucleotides. It is a transcript of the gene bdkrb1, whose product is annotated as bradykinin receptor B1. The transcript has 2 exons. Gene Ontology annotation, biological process: G protein-coupled receptor signaling pathway; neutrophil chemotaxis; immune response. Gene Ontology annotation, molecular function: bradykinin receptor activity. Bases 134 to 1240 code for a protein of 368 amino acids. Gene Ontology annotation, cellular component: membrane. NCBI's taxonomy places the organism in Eukaryota, Metazoa, Chordata, Actinopteri, Mugiliformes, Mugilidae. The record is from RefSeq and is a predicted model, not a curated record.